AUGAACAUCUCUGCAGUGUGCCUCUCCAUCGUCCUCAUUGCUGGUCUCUUUUCUCAGGCCUCUCCUGGCCCAAUUGGGGCUGACACAACUGUGUGCUGCUUCAGCUACACCUUACGAAAGCUGCCCCAGAGUCAUGUGAAGGAUUAUUUCUACACCAGCAGCAAGUGCUCACAACCAGCAGUUGUGUUCAUCACCAGGAAGGACCGGGAGGUCUGCGCUAACCCUGACGCCAGGUGGGUGAAGGAAUACGUGAACAGCCUGGAGCUGGAGUGA
Molecule: messenger RNA, 273 nt
Organism: Cariama cristata (Red-legged seriema)
Lineage: Eukaryota; Metazoa; Chordata; Aves; Cariamiformes; Cariamidae
Gene: CCL5
Product: chemokine (C-C motif) ligand 5
Exons: 3
Coding region: 1-273 (90 amino acids)
Biological process (GO): cellular response to tumor necrosis factor; G protein-coupled receptor signaling pathway; chemokine-mediated signaling pathway
Cellular component (GO): extracellular region
Molecular function (GO): chemokine activity; CCR chemokine receptor binding
Source: RefSeq, a predicted model, not a curated record